GGCAAUGCUACCAGCACAGUUCGCUCGGUGAGAUCGGUUGGAAGUUCCGAGGCGAUGUUUUCCUUUUCUUUCAGAAACACGUGGUGGUGGUGCGCUACGGCGGUGAUUUGUAUCUCACUCGUUUUCGACAGCUCCGCAGCUCAAGAUCGCCAUCACUGGUACCAGCAGGCUAAAGCACAACUAAUGAAAAAUCUGAGAGAUGUGGACAGCUCCGCCAUUGCUAAAAACAUCAUUCUCUUCAUUGGAGAUGGCAUGGGCCUGACGACGGUGACCACGGCAAGAAUUCUUAGAGGCCAACAAAAAGGCCACAGCGGUGAAGAAUAUGAAUUGGCUUUCGACAAGUUCCAGCAUGUGGCUCUUGCAAAGACCUACAACACGGACAGCCAGGUGGGAGAUUCCGGUGCCUGUGCGACUGCACUUCUCUGUGGUGUCAAAGGAAGGUUCGAGACGGUGGGACUGGACGAUAAAGGGGUCUACAACAGAUGCGAAAGCAGCUUCGAGUCAAAAGUGUUUUGCUUGGCAGAUUGGGCCCAAACAGAUGGCAAAUCCACCGGAUUGGUGACAACCACUCGGGUGACGCAUGCCACUCCUGCAGCCAUGUAUGCCCAUUCGGCCAACCGGUAUUGGGAGAGCGAUGAUAAGCUGCCCAAGGACAUCCCUAAUGACUUCAGGGCGAAAGGCGAAUGCAAGGAUAUUGCUCGACAGCUUAUAGAGGACAGUCCUGGAAAAAAUUUUAAUGUCAUUUUUGGAGGAGGCCGGCGGCAUUUUUUGCCUCGUGGAGAGCUGGACACAAAAAAUCCGGAGAACGCCGGACGUCGGGAAGAUGGCCGAAAUCUGAUCGAAGAGUGGCAGAGGGACAAAAAAAGCCGUGGCCUUCCCUACAAGUACGUGUCUCGGAAAAGAGAACUGGACAAAGUGGACCCUGUCAAAGUGGAUUACUUGCUGGGCCUGUUCAGCCCGGGCCACAUGGCAUACGAAUCGGACAGGGACAACGGUGCUGAAGGAGAACCCUCCAUCGCCCAGAUGACAAGAAGAGCCAUCGAGGUCCUCCGGAAGAAUCCCAGAGGAUAUUUUCUAAUGGUCGAAGGAGGACGUAUAGACCACUCCCAUCAUUUCAACAACGCCCAUCGAGCUUUGGUGGACACUUUGGCCUUUGAGGAUGCUGUCAUUACGGCACUUGGAAUGACAAGACCAGAUGAUACUUUGAUGGUAGUCACUUCAGAUCACUCCCACGUCUUUGCUUUUGGUGGAUAUCCUAAAAGAGGCAAUCCUAUAUUUGGUGUUGAUGACAAGCCAUCUGAUGUAGAUAAUAUGCCUUACACAACCUUGCUUUACGCCAAUGGUCCAGGUUACAACCACAAUUUUCCCAAUGGAAGAGAAAAUCUAACGAAUGUUGACACAGAGGACAAGAACUUUAUACAGCAAAGUGCAGUACCUCGUCGUUGGGACUCCCACGGCGGCGAAGACGUCCCAGUCUACGCGCAUGGGCCCAUGGCCCACCUCUUCAGGGGUGUGUUUGAGCAGACCUACGUGCCCCAUGCUCUCGCCUUCGCGUCCUGUAUUGGACCACAGAGGGAUGACUGCGAACGCAGGAGGCAAUCUUACCAUCGCCAACUAAUCGAAUGUCCAUCGCCACAUAUUGUGGAAGAAGACAUUAAUUCUGUGGUGGCUUGGACACCAUCCAGAUGGUGUAUCACCGUUUGCUUAAGUCUGAUGCUGCUCAUUCUGAGACAUGAUAGGACAUGAGAGGUGUCAGAAUGGACUGGAUACUACAAGAAACUAAGCUG
This is a messenger RNA of Argiope bruennichi, 1787 nucleotides long. Its product is annotated as alkaline phosphatase, tissue-nonspecific isozyme-like. Gene Ontology annotation, molecular function: alkaline phosphatase activity. The coding region runs from base 55 to 1746 and encodes 563 amino acids. NCBI's taxonomy places the organism in Eukaryota, Metazoa, Arthropoda, Arachnida, Araneae, Araneidae. The transcript is spliced from 9 exons. Gene Ontology annotation, biological process: dephosphorylation. The record is from RefSeq and is a predicted model, not a curated record.